AUGUCCUCCGCAGCUCGCGGCUACUUUUUUCCCCGGCCUGGCCCCAGCAGGCAGGGCGCGGUUUGUUUUGUGUACGCUCUAGCCGCGCCUUGUGCACAUCGUGUCAACAUCACGUGCUAUGUUGGGGAGGCGUUGACCGAUGAACAUGGCACGCGUGCUCCCCAGUUUUUCCGGAGGCCCGUGUCGCGGGCCCUCAGCGUCCACGUGCCGAGCUUUUCCGCGCCUCCCGCCCUGCGGAGCGGAGCGACAUGCUGCCCGCUUGCAAGGCACAGCGCGUCGUGCAAACAUGGAAAAGGGGAUGCGUUCGCAGAUGCAUUUUGUUGUACAGCUCGGAGCUCGGUGAGUACCCUGGCACACACGCGCGCCAGGCCUCUCCUUCGAGCCGCCGGCCCCUCCCUGGGAGAUCCCGCGGAGACCUCCAGAGGCAGAGCUCGCACCAGCACAGGAUGA
Molecule: messenger RNA, 450 nt
Organism: Prorocentrum cordatum
Lineage: Eukaryota; Dinophyceae; Prorocentrales; Prorocentraceae
Source: the annotation of a GenBank genome assembly